UUUUCUAACAGCUGUUCUGGUUGAAAAAUAAAACUGUAACUAGAGUUGUUGCGGGCGUGCCAUUGUCACGACACGUUUUGAGAUAUAAAUAAAGAAUUGAAAGAAGAAUUACUACUUCCGUUUCUAGUAAUCUGUCGGCGGUUGAAACUGGUAUAAAGCUGCAAACUGGCAAAGUCAGCUGAUUUCUUUUUGAAGUGCAUGCUAACUGGUAUUGGCGUGCAUGAUGUGUGCAGCAAUGGCAUUAUAUCGAGUUAUAUUCCUGGUGUUGGCAUUGCAUUAUUCAGCCAUCGAAUGUACUGUAGUUAGCAUCAAAGGACUCGGAAGCGUGCAAGGUACAACAAGAAAUCUAAGUGGUAGCCUUGUCGAUACUUUUUGGGGUGUGCCUUUUGGCAAGCCACCCCUGGGAAACUUGAGAUUUGCGCCACCAGAAAAAGUAGAACCAUGGACGAAAGUGAUCAAUGGAACUAAAGUCACCUGUCUCCAAUAUGAUGUCACUACACGGAAGGUUAAAGGAGGAGAAGAUUGCUUGUACCUAAACAUUUUUAGAAAAAGAACUGCAACAGCUAGAAAAAUGGAUGUAAUGGUUUUCAUUCAUGGUGGGAGCUAUACAGGUGGCGCAGGCCAUCAGUAUAAUGGAGAGGCGUUGGCAGCUCUACAUGAUGUUGUGGUUGUCACAAUUAAUUACCGUCUUGGUAUUCUUGGGUUCUACAGCAUUCCCGACACUGAAUUAACCGGCAACUACGGCCUGCAGGACCAGAUUCUUGCCUUAAAGUGGGUCAAGGAACACAUUUCAGACUUUGGGGGCGAUCCAAGCAAAGUGACAAUAUUUGGCGAAAGUGCUGGAGCUGGCUGUGUGUCAUUGUUGUUGCUCUCACCGAUGACUAAAGGGUUGUUUACUCGUGCCAUUGCAGAAAGUGGGUCUGCCUUGAAUAUAUGGGCUGUAUAUGAGAAGCAGAACAACACCAUGGCGUAUAACUUUGCUCAACGUUCGGGGUGUAAUAGAACAAGCACUGCAAAAUGUCUGCGUAGCAAAUCUGCACUUUACUUGUUAUUCAAGCAAAUCACAUCAAAAAGUUAUCCGCUAAUUUCCCCUACUGUCGAUGGCAAAGUGAUAACAGUGUUUCCUUUUCAAGAAAGUAUAAUGGGCAAGUUGCCCGUUCCUGACGUGGAACUUAUGAUAGGUUUUAACAAAGAUGAAGGAACGAUGUUCAUUCCAUCUAUUGAAUGGACUAAGCUUUCAUAUCACCAAACAGUUAAAGAAACCUUACAACUGCGUUACAAAGAAGACACAGCAAUGGCAACCGAAGUUGCAUCCUUUGAGUAUAAUAGGUUUACUAAACCUGAGAAUCUUAGUCUCCAGUUGUCAUGCAAGGAAUUUAUUGGCGAUAUUUAUUUUAGAGAGGGGAUCAUAAGAUUGGCUGGCGACUGGGCAAAAGCAGGAAAACGUGUCUUCCUCUAUUAUUUCACAUUCUUGCCAGAGAACCUUAAAAAUCCUUCACUGGGUGUUUCCCAUGCCAUAGAGCUGGGUUUUGUAUUCGGUAGACCGGUUCUAGGUGCAUCGGAUUGGUUUGUAUCAAACUAUACAAAAACGGACAAGAACAAAAGUCUAAAAUUGAUGAAAAUGUGGACCGAUUUUGCAAAGAACGGUGUUGCUGAUAGCAAGUGGCCAUUGUAUAACCUGACUGACAAGAAGUACCUCGAGAUAAACAUAAAUGACACCGUUCAACAGGACUUCAGCCCGAAAAGAAUGACAUUUUGGCACAACACGCUACCGAACGUACUGGCAUUGGCGAAAGCGAAUACAAAGCAACCAACAGCCACUCCCCAGAUAUGUACAACACAGAAGACGGCGUCAAGUGCACCAGGGAAAGUGGGCUUUACUUACACGCUUGUUACUAUGCUUCUACUUGCAUUUUUUGGUCUGUAAUGAAAUACGAAAUGCACCAAAAAAGCUUUAUUUCAAAUGUGGUAAAGUUCCUUAUUCAGAACUGAUUAAACUAAA
This is a messenger RNA of Rhopilema esculentum, 2002 nucleotides long. Its product is annotated as fatty acyl-CoA hydrolase precursor, medium chain. NCBI's taxonomy places the organism in Eukaryota, Metazoa, Cnidaria, Scyphozoa, Rhizostomeae, Rhizostomatidae. The record is from RefSeq and is a predicted model, not a curated record.